UUCUCUUCUUCUCUUCUCCAACGCCAUGGAUCUCCUUCUCCAUCUCCUCCCUCUCCUUCUCCUCUUCAUCUCCAUCCCUUCUUCUUCUCCGGCGAACUCUCCUGCCCCUGCUCCUUCUCCGGGCUGCAAUGGCAUCCUCCUCACCUACUCUCUCGACGGUCGAAACAUCAUUCGUCCCCACGUCUCCAACCCCAAAUCCCAACCCUACUCCUUCACCGCCACCGCCACCAUUCUCAACUCCGGUGAUCGUGACCUCCUGUCUUGGGCUUUCCUCAUCUCUUUCCGCCACCGCGAGCUCAUCGUCUCCGCCAGUCCCGGCGUGCUUACUGAUGGCUCCGCCUUCCCUUAUUCCACCCCUCAAGACUCCCCCACCUCCUUCUCCGGCUUCCCCAACACCGAUCUCAAAACCCCUAUCGAAACUGCUAACGAUCUCACCCAGAUCCAGACCUCCAUUUCCAUUGUCGGUACUCUCUUCGGCUCUCCACCCCCGGCGAUCCCUCUCCCUUUUAAUCUCUCCCUCUCUGACCCUUCUUAUCGCUGCCCUGCCCCUGAUUUCACCUUCAAUUCCACCACCUCGAUCUCCUCUUGCUGCGUUUUUGAUCCCACCUUUGAUAAUUCCACCACCUCCCUUGACAACUCCUCCGUCUCCGAACCCUUUCUUCCUCGCCGUUCUGGCGAUCUGACCAUCUCCUACGAUGUUAUCCAGUCCUUCUCCUCCAGCUACCUCGCCCUUGUCACCAUCGCCAACAACGCCCCUCUUGGUCGGCUCGAUAAUUGGCGUCUCUCCUGGCAAUGGAUGCACGACGAGUUCAUCUACUCCAUGCGCGGCGCUUAUACCUCCGUCUCCGGCGCUAACGACUGCAUCUUCGGCAUCCAAGGUCAAUACUACCAAGACUUAGACUUUUCCAAGGUUCUUAACUGUCAACGCUCUCCCACCAUCCUCGAUCUUCCUGUCUCCAUGUUCAACGACACCGAUCGCGGCCGCAUUCCCUUCUGCUGCCGCAACGGCACCAUCUUGCCCUCUUCCAUGGACGCAUCUCAAGCUAAAUCCGCGUUCCAAGUCCAAGUUUUUAAGAUGCGGCCGGAUUUGAACCGCACCAAGCUCUAUCCUCCUCAAAACUUCAAGAUCUCCGGCAUCUCCCUCAACCCCGACUACCAGUGCUCUCAGCCAAUCCGUGUUUCUCCUUCUCAGUUCCCUGACCCCAGUGGCCUCCAAGCCUCAUCCACCGCCGUGUCAAGCUGGCAAGUCGUCUGCAACAUCACUAAUCCAAAGUCUUCCAGUUCGAAAUGCUGCGUUUCCUUCUCUUCAUUCUACAACGACUCUGUGAUUCCUUGCAAGACUUGUGCUUGUGGCUGUCCUGCUUCUAGUUCUCGCAGAACCUGCAAUACCACUGCCCCUGCAUUGCUCCUCCCUCCUCAAGCAUUGCUUGUCCCGUUCGACAACCGAACUCUUGAAGCCAAAGCUUGGGCUAGCAUCAAACACUUUCAGGUCCCUAACCCUUUGCCCUGCCCUGAUAACUGCGGAGUGAGCAUCAAUUGGCAUGUUUACACUGACUAUUCCGGAGGUUGGAGCUCAAGGAUCACACUUUUCAAUUGGGAAGAUACUAGCUUGGCCAAUUGGUUUGUCGCAUUGGACAUGGGCAAAGCUUAUGAUGGCUUUGAAGCUUCCUAUUCCUUCAAUGGCACUGCCAUUGGGAAUAAUACCGUCUUCUUACAAGGCUUUGAUGGAUUGAAUUAUUUGGUUGGAGAAGUUGAUGGUGCUAAUCCUGGUGAUCCUCGAAUCCCCGGGAAGCAACAAUCUGUGAUAUCUUUCUCCAAGAAGAAUACCCCUGGUAUUGAUGUUGUUGCCGGGGAUGGAUACCCGAAGAAGGUGUUCUUCAAUGGGGAGGAGUGUUCUCUUCCUGAUUACUUACCUUCUAAUGGUGGUUCAAGAAUUGGAACUGGAUUCAGCUUGCUUGGCUUAUGCUUGACUGUUGUUGUUGCAACAACUCUUCUUGUUUUGCAGCAAUAGCUCUGGUGGUUGCUCCUGCUGAUUCUUUGAUUCUUUAGACAAUGGUCAUUGCUUGAUGGCAUUACUGCAUUUUGAUCAAAAUGAGAGCUUUCCAGGGCUUACCAUAGUCCAUACUGUUCAGGUGAUGUUUAAUCUUUUUAUUGAUUAAUACUCUUUUAGAAAGCAUGUAACCUUUAGUGUCAUCUUCUGUGAUUUUUCCUCUAGGAAAACAUAUGUAUUAUCUGCUUCAUUUGACUUCUGUAUACAUAGUGCUUUGUUUCAUUUGUGAUUGAAACUUACAUUUCUUUGAAUUUAGAUGAAAGUUGACUGUUUUGA
Messenger RNA from Dioscorea cayenensis subsp. rotundata (Guinea yam), 2326 nucleotides. Its product is annotated as COBRA-like protein 7. Gene Ontology annotation, biological process: cellulose microfibril organization. The transcript has a single exon. The record is from RefSeq and is a predicted model, not a curated record. Lineage: Eukaryota; Viridiplantae; Streptophyta; Magnoliopsida; Dioscoreales; Dioscoreaceae. Gene Ontology annotation, cellular component: membrane. Bases 26 to 2011 code for a protein of 661 amino acids. Gene Ontology annotation, molecular function: carbohydrate binding.